Molecule: messenger RNA, 1362 nt
Organism: Xylaria bambusicola
Lineage: Eukaryota; Fungi; Ascomycota; Sordariomycetes; Xylariales; Xylariaceae
Product: methylisocitrate lyase
Exons: 2
Coding region: 205-1140 (311 amino acids)
Molecular function (GO): catalytic activity
Source: RefSeq, a predicted model, not a curated record
GUAGUUCAGUUGAGGGUUUGCCGGUUGACGGGUUGCCGAUCGACGUGGUAGUGUCGGUCCGUGUUCGGCUUGACUACGCUGUUAUGAGGUAUGUUAUGUAGACCCGAGUCCAUCAUUCCUUUUCUUCGUCGCCCCCAUCAUAUUCAACAUACUCAACGUGGAAUCGCACUUCUCGGUUAGCGCGUUAAUCGCCGUAUUGAAAGUAUGUCUCUUCAAGAGCAAAGUCUCUCUCCAGGCAGCCGACUUCGCCAGCUUCUUGCUACCGGCAAAACACUAGUCUGUCCCGGGGUAUACGAUGGCUUUUCAGCUCGUAUGGCCCUCGCUGCAGGGUUUGAAUGUCUCUAUAUGACAGGCGCCGGCGUGUCCAUGUCUCGGAUUGGGAUGGCAGACCUCGGUCUCGCCACGCAAACCGAGAUGGUCGAUACAGCCGGCAUGAUUGCCAAUAUCGACCCGAAGAUACCCCUAAUCGCAGAUGCGGAUACUGGGUAUGGUACAGCAACCAACGUCUUUCGAACUGUGGAGCGUUACAUCACAGCUGGAGUGGCCGGUUUUCAUUUAGAGGAUCAAGUUGUUACCAAGAAAUGCGGUCACUUGAAGGGGAAGGAGUGUGUCAGCUUGAGCGAAUAUUUGACACGAAUCAAGGCGGCCGUGGACGCACGCAAGAGGAGAGGAAGCGAUAUAGUGAUUAUUGCUCGUACCGACUCGCUGGCCACUCACGACCUCGAUGAAGCGCUUCGCCGGCUCAAGGCGGCGGUUGAAGUAGGAGCUGACGCAGUCUUUCUUGAGGCAAUAUCCACGAAAGACCAACUCGAGGCUUACUGCAAUGCAUUUCGUGGUUCUAAAGUGGCUACUCUUCAUAAUAUGGUACAAGGUUCACCACAAGCUUAUAAGAUCACACCGAAAGAAGCGGAACAGUAUGGCCUCGGGAUUAUGCUGUACCCAGCUGUAUGCUUAUUGCCAGCUUACCUUGGUAUUACUAGCGCUCUUCGAGCGCUCAAAGGAGGUUUGGUAGAAGAUGACUCUCAGGGAAUCACGCCAGCACAAAUCUUUCAGGUUUGCGGGAUGAACGAGAUACAAGAAACGGAUAAAGAAGUGAGUGAGUGGGUUCAGAGAUUUGAGGCUGAAAGUAAGCAGGAAUAAUGGGUAUAGCUAUAUUCAUCGUUACAACUAUACUUAAGAAUUAUGUCUUCGAAAAUACGAAAUUGCGCUUUGCAGCACCUCUGCUUGAAUAAGAGGUGCUCAAGACACCAAAGGCUAGUGGUAGAUCUAGCCCACAGUCUCUAGUCUUAUCAAAGGCUGUAAGUGGUGUCUGUUGAACAGCUCUAGCUUGGUAUUCUUGAGCAUUGCGUUUGUUUGUAAUUA